AUGCACAGCCUCACGGCCACGGCCAUAGGGCCGCCCGGCAGGGAGCCGCUGGGCGUGAUGCUGCUCGGGAAGCUCAAGCCUGGGGGCUUCGACGACGCCUGGUCCGAGGUGUGGCUGAGCGCCGCGGCAACGGGCCUGCUGCACCACAUGCGGCCCGGCCAGGUGGCGCAGGCCUCGUCCAUCCUGCGCACCAUUGAUGAGGCGCACGACCCCGUGACGGCCAUAAGCGUGUUGCUGCAGAGCGGCGCCAAGUUCAUGUUCCGCGCGGUCAACAUAGCCAUGGGCGUCAGGCUGGCCCUUAUAGAUGAGAGCGGCCGCACCGCUCUCGUGUUCGAGUCGGCCAAGGCCGCGCGCCGCAAGGUGGAGCCCCUGCUCGAGGCCGGCAAGACCGUCGCGCCCCCCGCCAACCCGGGGUGUGACGUCACCGUCAGGGAGCUGCCCCUGCAGAACACACUGCUCGCCAGCGCGGUUUCCCAAAAGAAGGCCCGCUUCGUCAAGGACUGCGCCUCCUACAUGCAGAAUUGCCCCGCCCCCGCGCGCGACGUGUUCACGCACGCGACAGAGCUGGUGUCGUCUGUGGUGGUGGUGCCGCUGCUGGUGGGGGAUGCGGUGCUGGGGGCGCUCUACUUCACACAGGACACGCCCUGCGACUUCUCCAACAUACAGGAUGCACUGCUGGGCUUUGUGCAUGCGGUGACCCUGGCGCUGCACAACAAGCUCGCGGGCCAGAUGGCCCAGAUGCGCGCCAUGCUCAAGACGGCCAACAGGCCCUCCCGCGGCGGCUCCGACAGCCAGCCAAACAGCCAGGCCACCAACCCCGUCAUCCGCCAGCUGGAGACCAGCGAGUCCGAGGAUGCAGCAGAUCACGACCCCUCGGACGAUCAGGAGCCCCCCUCCCCGGAAGACAGCGUGCCGCCGCUCUCCCAGUCUGGCGCGAGCGGCGGGCGGCUGUCCAAGAUCAGCAGCCGGCGGCUGUGCACCGAGGGGAUGCUGAGAUCUCUGCAGCAGGAGAUCCGGAAGGGGAAGAGGCGGAGCGUGGAGCUGAGCUUUAUGGCGAACCAGCUGAUGAUCUACGAGCCCAUAGGGCGCGGCGGCUUUGGGCGCGUGUACCGCGGCUCGUGGCACAAGCGGCCGGCUGCCAUCAAGGUGAUGAACGCACGCGCCACCGACAGCGAGGCGGUGUCCGACGCGAUGGAGAUGGCGGUGCUGUCGACCGUCAACCACCCCAACAUUGUCCAGGUCUACUCCUGCCUCACCGACAUGGUGGAGGCGCCGGGGCUGUGCGGCGCGGCCGCCGGCGGCAAGACCGUCCCGUUCUACCGGCGAAUGCUGCCCGGGGAGGACGAGGACCAGCCCACCUACAACAUCGUCGUCAUGGAGUUCAUGGACAGGUGA
Molecule: messenger RNA, 1395 nt
Organism: Monoraphidium neglectum
Lineage: Eukaryota; Viridiplantae; Chlorophyta; Chlorophyceae; Sphaeropleales; Selenastraceae
Exons: 10
Coding region: 1-1395 (464 amino acids)
Biological process (GO): protein phosphorylation
Molecular function (GO): protein kinase activity; ATP binding
Source: RefSeq, a predicted model, not a curated record